CCGCUGAUUCAUGUCUUCCAAGAAAGGAAAUUCGGGUGAUCCGGAAUUAAAUUCUUGCUUGCGUUUCGGAAACGAAAAUGAUUUACGGCUUACCACGACUUGCCGCUUUUCCUUACCUCUCAGUACAGAACUCUCACUGAGACGUCGACGGCCCCUUGCAGUUUCCCUUUUCCCUCCUUCCUUCUUCUUCCUUUUCGCAAUUUACAUUCGGUUACUCCUUGGCAAAUUUCGGACUUGAUUGUCCGAUAGGAUGACGACGAUGAAAACCACGGGUCCGACGAAGGGCGGCAAUUCUGCGUUUAAAGCAUUUGCUCGCCGAAUAACCUCUUUCAGCGUCGACGAUCUCUUCUCUCGCAAACGGCCACCAGGUCCCCCACGUACCGUCUUCGUCAAUGAAAAGCUUUCGCCGGAGUAUUUCGAUCCCAAGAAACAUAACGGCACGGUCAAGAAACAGUAUGUGUAUGCUACCAACCAGGUCAUAUCGUCCAAGUAUACCCUCAUUACAUUUUUACCGCGGAACUUGUUGGAACAGUUUAGAAGAGUUGCCAAUAUUUACUUCCUGGGAAUUGCCAUCCUCCAGUUUUUCCCGAUGUUCUCUACUAUAGCGCCCGGAGUCGUCAUUCUUCCUUUGAUCAUCAUUAUCGCCCUUACAGCACUCAAAGACGCCUACGAAGACUUUCGACGGCAUCAGUCCGACAAAAGAGUUAACCAAACUGAAGUCGAUGUACUCGCUGGAAGUAAAUGGAUGAAUCCCAAUGUCACUCAAGGCAAGAGUAGGACAUUCGUCAGAGGUAUUAUCCCUACACCGAGGCUGAGAAGAAAAUCCGCUGCUGGAGCUCCCACCGCUUCCGCUACUCCUGAUCCAGCUUCCAAAUUCAAGCCAGUAACACAUGAAGAUCCCGAUGCUACAGUCGCCCUUUCUCCCGACUUGGCUUCAUCUAAUCGACGACGAAAUAGCCAUCGCUUAUCUUUCAUCAACCCGUUCUUCUCUUCCUCUGAUGAUGAAGCUUUCUGGAAACCUACACUUUGGGAAGACAUCCGUGUAGGCGACUUUGUACGUAUAACUGAUGGCCAUCCCAUUCCUGCCGAUAUCCUCAUAUGCGCCACAUCCGAUCCCGAAAACGUCGCCUUUAUCGAAACAAAAAAUCUGGAUGGAGAGACUAACCUUAAAUCGCGGAAUGCUGUACCGGGAUUGACCCAUCUGCGUUCCCCGGAAGCCUGUGCGAGCGCUGAGAAUUCUUUCAAGAUCAAUUGUGACAAGCCAGAGACAAACAUGUAUCGGCUUAAUGCGAUGGUUGAGAUGGGUAAAAAUGAUGGUGAUGGCAGCGGGACCGGGGCCAAGUAUUCGGUUGACUUGCAGACGGUGUUACUGAGAGGCACAGUAUUGAAGAACACGGACUGGGUGAUUGGUGUUGUUUUGUUUACUGGGGAGGAUACAAAGAUUGUUAUGAACGCUGGUAAGACGCCGAGUAAGCGAAGCCGCGUGGAGAGACAAAUGAAUCCUCAAGUCCUCAUUAAUCUCGCGCUUAUUGCUGUAAUGGCUGUCGUCUGUGCCAUUGUCGACUCGGUCUUGGAAAAAGAAUACGUACCUCUAAACGCGCCGUGGUUAUAUAGCGAUGAUCAUCCGGAUGACAAUCCCAGUGCAAAUGGCGGUAUCACUUGGGCUUUUGCGCUACUAACGUUCCAAGAUUUAGUCCCCAUCUCUCUCUAUCUCUCCAUCGAAGUCGUCCGUACCAUACAGGCAAUAUUCAUAUACUUUGACAAGGAUAUUGCAUAUGACAGACCCGGCCAACCUCCUCAAGCUACGCAAGCAAGAAGUUGGAAUCUAUCGGAUGAUCUAGGUCAAAUCGAGUAUAUUUUCUCGGACAAAACUGGCACAUUGACUCAGAACUCCAUGGUUUUCCGACAAUGUUCCAUUGGAGGUAAAGCCUACCGCGGUGACCCAGAAGUCCUCACAGAUGGUGAUGACGAUAUACAGCCUAACAAAAUAUCGGACUCUAUCGAAUUAGAGAAGGAAUUACAGCAUAAUACCACAACUCGACCUGUGCCUUCUGGUGACUUCACCGACGCCACUAGUUCUCGACUAAAUCUGUCUAACUCAUCGUCAACACCUCGAACAAAGACCACUAAUCCUCGCUUUCGUGACGCCGUACUCACCUCCGACAUUGCACUUGCCUGUACGGAGGACGAACCCGCUGGUACUGAAGCUGCGCGCGCACGAGCUCUCAACGGAUUUUUCUCAGUUCUAGGUCUAUGCCACACUGUCUUAACUUCUGUCGACCCGCUCACGCGUGAAAUCGAAUACAAAGCGCAAUCACCCGAUGAAGCUGCGUUAGUCCAAGCUGCGGCUGACGUCGGCUACGUCUUUCUUGGUCGCGACAAGGAAAUUCUGUCUAUCCGUACACCCGGGUCUGAAAUUGCUGAACGCUACGAAUUACUGCAUAUAUUAGAGUUUUCGAGCGCCAGGAAGAGGAUGAGUGUCAUUGUGCGCAAGAUGGACGAGGAAGGCAGAGAAGGUGAAGGAGAGGGCAGGAUAUUCCUGUUGAGUAAGGGAGCGGAUAAUGUGAUCUUCGAGAGGUUAAGGAAGGGUAAUGAAGAUUUGAAGGCGGAAACGGAGAGGCAUUUGUCCGAGUUCGCUAAUGAGGGAUUGAGGACACUGACUUUGGCAUAUAAAACCAUCGGAGAGGAUGAAUAUCAAUCAUGGAGCCAUCGAUAUCAAGAUGCUUUGAUUGCUAUAGAUAACCGUGAAGAAAAAGUCGAAAUUGUUUCCGAUGAGAUGGAGCAGGGGCUUCGGUUGCUUGGUGCUACGGCUAUAGAAGAUCGUCUGCAGGAUGGAGUACCAGAAGCCAUUGCUGAUCUUAAACGUGCUGGCAUUAAGAUAUGGGUUGCCACCGGUGACAAGCUCGAGACUGCUAUUGCUAUCGGACGCAGUACCAAUCUCAUCGGACACGAUUCAAACAUUAUCAUCGUUCGAGGAAACUCGAAGCCUGUGCACCAACAAAUAAGCAAUGCGUUGGAAAGAUUCUUUUCUGAACAUCAAAUGCAAGAAAGACCACCUUCCCGCCCGUCGACUCCUUCAAGGAUGCAUCCUCUGACUCGUGCGGAUACGAACGUCUCAUCUAUCGUUGGUGGUGAUAACGGAGAUCGACCUGGAGGUUUUGUGCUCGUAGUUGAUGGUGCCGCUUUACUACAUGCAUUCGAAUCAGAGGAAACGAAGGCCAUUUUGCUCAAACUCGGUACCCUUUGCGAAGGCGUGAUUUGCUGUCGAGUUUCUCCGCUGCAGAAAGCUCUCGUGGUUAGAUUGGUCAAGGAUGGUCUCAAGGCGAUGACGUUAGCCAUUGGAGAUGGCGCAAACGAUGUCAGUAUGAUUCAGGCUGCAGAUGUUGGGGUUGGUAUCUCCGGUGAAGAAGGUCUUCAAGCUGUCAAUUCGUCUGACUACGCUAUCGCUCAAUUCCGUUUCUUGAAGAAGUUGCUUCUGGUUCACGGUCAUUGGUCAUAUGCUCGCAACGGAAUCAUGAUUCUUAACUUCUUCUACAAGAACGUCGUCCCAACAGGUAUCUUAUGGUGGUUUCAGAUUUAUUGUGCGUGGAGUGCCACAUUUGUCAUGGACUAUACGUACAUUCUCUUCUGGAACUCCCUAUGGACUAUUGCCCCUGUUGUUGGGGUUGGCUUGUUCGACCGAGUACUCGACUCUCAAAUCCUCAUGGACUUACCGGAGCUGUAUCAUUAUGGCCGUGAAAAGUAUUGGUUUUCGUGGCGGGAUUUCUUCAUAUAUAUGCUUGAUGGUAUUUAUCAAUCUGUCAUUAUCUAUUUCUUCAUUAUGUUCGCAUAUGAGACAACCUCUGCUCGUCAUGAUGGAUAUAGCGUGGAUCAGUAUGAGUGGUCUACGGUCACUGCUGUAUCCGGUGUCCUCGUUGCAGACAUAUUCACUGGAAUGUGCGCCUCCGCUUGGACAUGGUGGCUUGCGUUCUUUGUCUUCAUCGGUAUUGUUGUAGUUUGGGCUUUUACAUUUAUUUAUUCUGCGUUGUCGCCGGGCUACGAGUUCACAAACCUGUGGGGCUUCUACUACUUCCUGGGUGCCUCUCCUUACUUUUGGUUCGGGCUGAUUAUCACCUUUUUCCUCGCCCUUGCACCUCGCUACCUCGCCAAGGCAUACAAGGCAAGCUUUUUCCCGAGCGACAUAGAUAUUGUGCGGUGGAUUAAGAAAGAAAAUCCUUAUUUCGACUUCAAACAUUACGACCAUCAGCAAUCUAACCUUGGUAUUGGGCUCACUGAAAUGAAACAACGCCGACGUACGUCUCGUAUGGACGACUCCCUUGCUGAACAUGUUUCCCGGCAUUCGUCGAGGGUUAGCAGCGUUGCAAGCUUAGAUCUUUCAGGAGGUAGACCAAGACCUUCAGUGGAUUUCAGGUCUGCAAGUAGAACGGAUAUGUCCACAGGACUCGUCUCUGUGGAUCGUGGUUUUGACUUUGCCGCAGAGGAUGAUGGUGUAGCUAUCAGGAGAAUACAAACAAAUCUUUCGGAACGAUUUAGCAGCCGAAAUUUAACAGAGGAUGGCGAAAAGAAGGGCAAGCGGUCGAGGUUAUUCUCGCUGAAGCGAGGUUUUACUAAGAAAAACCGCACGAGCGAGUAGCCUAAGGACUGUGCCAUUUAUCUACUCCCGCCGUAUAUACUUGGCUGGGAUUCGCAUGAUCUAAUUAUAUCUCAUCUAUCCGCAUGUUACUUCUUGCAUAGUUUUUCCGCUUUGUUUUUGUUUUAAGCACGCAGUGUAUCCAUUUCACCUGUAUCCAUCCUAUUUCUUUACUGCUAUCACUCGUUAGUCUUCCCUCACUGGAGCACCGGCAUAUUAUACAUUCUGCUGCAUGAGCGCUUUCCCAUAUCGGUGCUUGCUUCGUAUCUACCUUCAACCGUACAAUCAUUAUGUAUUCAUUUAGUUUAGAGACCGUAGAUCGAACUAACUGGGCAAUUCCAAAUAAAAAUCUGA
Messenger RNA from Lentinula edodes (shiitake mushroom), 4984 nucleotides. RefSeq lists its product as uncharacterized. Gene Ontology annotation, biological process: phospholipid translocation. The coding region runs from base 251 to 4633 and encodes 1460 amino acids. Gene Ontology annotation, molecular function: ATP binding; ATPase-coupled intramembrane lipid carrier activity; ATP hydrolysis activity. Gene Ontology annotation, cellular component: plasma membrane. The record is from RefSeq and is a predicted model, not a curated record. Lineage: Eukaryota; Fungi; Basidiomycota; Agaricomycetes; Agaricales; Omphalotaceae. The transcript is spliced from 15 exons.